Molecule: messenger RNA, 1971 nt
Organism: Hevea brasiliensis (rubber tree)
Lineage: Eukaryota; Viridiplantae; Streptophyta; Magnoliopsida; Malpighiales; Euphorbiaceae
Product: protein FAR1-RELATED SEQUENCE 5-like
Exons: 5
Coding region: 1-1971 (656 amino acids)
Biological process (GO): regulation of DNA-templated transcription
Molecular function (GO): zinc ion binding
Source: RefSeq, a predicted model, not a curated record
AUGACAGAUUCCAACAAUUAUGAAAAAGUUAUAUCCCUUGAAGAUGAUGAAGCACUGAAAAAUAUGGAUGUUGACAAUGAGACUCCAUAUAUUAGUCGAAGUGAAAAAGAUAUCAAUGCUCUGAUGAACACAGUGGUUUGCAAUGAAGGUGAGGCAUAUAAGCUAUAUAAUGAUUAUGCUAUUGGAGUUGGUUUUAGUAUUAGGAGAGGAACCACUAGAUAUCAUGUUGGCACAAGGGAUAUUUCACAAAAGGAGUAUUAUUGUUCAAGUGAAGGUUUUAGUAAAGAAGUUAAACUUUGUGAAACAAGAUACCGUAAUAGAUUUGAAACAAGAACUGGUUGUCAAGCUAUGGUCCGUUUUACAAUUGUAGAUGGCAUGUGGAAGGUCACAAAGUUUAUAUCAGACCAUAACCAUGAACUUGCAUCACCUAGUGAAAUUCAUCUCUUGAGGUCUAAUAGGGAGUUAACUGCUUCCAAAGCUAGUGUCAUAAACUCAAUGAUCAAUGCAGGCAUAAGUACCAAGCAUGCUUAUGCUUAUUUGUCUAAAGAAGUUGGGGGAAGUGAGUGUGUUGGUUUCACCAAAAGAGAUUGCUAUAACUAUGUUAAUAAGCAAAAGAUGGUUUUGAUUGAAGCAGAUGAAACUACAGAUUCCUUUAUAUGGCUAUUUACCUCAUUCUUAGAAUCAAUGGGAGGGAAAGCACCAAAAACAAUCAUCACUGAUCAAGAUCAAGCAAUAUCCAAUGCCAUUGCUAAAGUGUUUCCUAAUACUAGACAUCAGUUAUGUUUAUGGCAUAUUUCAAAGAAUGCUCCUUCUCAUUUGGGUAGUUACAAUUCAAAUCCUGAAUUUCGUAGGCUUUUCUAUAAAUGUUUACAAGGUUGUGAAACAGAGGCUGAAUUCCAAGCAACAUGGGAUAGAAUGAUGGAUGAAUUUAGUGGUCUUAGAAACCAUAAAUGGUUAAAUAAUUUAUAUAAAAUUCGUGAAAAGUGGUGUAUGGCUUUGAAUAAUGAUGUAUUUUCAGGUGGAUUUAAAUCAUCUCAAAGAAGUGAAAGCACAAAUAAUGUAUUGAAUGGUAUUGCAAACAAAUCAAUUUCACUUAGAAAAUUUGUGCUUUCAUUUGAGGAUGUAGUGGCAAGGUGGCGUUCUGAAGAAGCAAGUGAAGAUUAUAAUUGUAAAAAAGGUUUGCCUUCUCUUGCCAUUAGGAAUAGUGGCAUUUUGAAUCAUGCAGCAAAGGUUUAUACUAAUAAAAUUUUCAAGUUAUUUCAGAAUGAGUUGCUUAAUGGGAUUGCAACAAAUUGGUCAGAAAUUGCUUGUCAUGAUAAUGUUUACUCUUUUGAAGUAGUGGGAGAGGGGGGAAACUCAAGGACAAGAACUGUGCAUUUUAAUGCUUCUACUAUGGAUAUUGGUUGCACCUGUAAGAAAUUUCAAUCUAUGGGAUUAUUGUGUUCACAUGCAUUAAAAAUUUUUGUUGUCAAGAAUGUGACCAAGAUACCAGAUAAUUAUAUUUUAAGGAGAUGGACUAAAGAUGCAAAGAAAAGGAUGAUUGAAUAUGUGCAAGGAGAAUCUCAUGCAAAUGAUGAGGAGACUGCAACCAUUUUUCGUAAUAAUUUGAUGAAGCUUUCUUAUGAUAUUAUAAUGAGAAGCCAAGGAAAUGAAGCUACUAGACAAUUUUGUCGAGAUGCACUUCGGAAAUUGGACAUUGAUAUUAACAGGGAGCUAACAAGACUUCAAUUAAGUGAAAAUAAUGCAACAACAGAGAAUCAGAUUAUUGAUUCAUUUAAUGAAGAUGACGAGAGUGAUCCUAUUUUAGAUCCUCCACAAGUUAAGCGGAAAGGAAAAAUCAUGCAAUCAAAUGUUAAAGAGUCUUCACAAAUUGGUAGUGAGAGAUCUUCACAGUAUGCCUGCAGCAUUCUAGUUGGUGGAAGAGAAGUUUUUCCCAAGCAUCAUAUUACUUUCUUUAGUGUAGGAUGUUAG